Messenger RNA from Dendronephthya gigantea, 581 nucleotides. Its product is annotated as dnaJ homolog subfamily C member 24-like. Bases 98 to 559 code for a protein of 153 amino acids. Gene Ontology annotation, molecular function: ferrous iron binding; ATPase activator activity. NCBI's taxonomy places the organism in Eukaryota, Metazoa, Cnidaria, Anthozoa, Malacalcyonacea, Nephtheidae. The record is from RefSeq and is a predicted model, not a curated record. The transcript has 4 exons. Gene Ontology annotation, biological process: positive regulation of ATP-dependent activity.
UCAAUCGAGGUAAAUUUAGAUUUUAGAUGGAAAUCAUGGAAUCUUUGUAAUUUUCUGAGCGAAAUAUGAAGCGAAACAGGCGAAAAUAAAGGAAACGAUGGAGAGUACACAAUUUUCUGGGAAAAAUUUCUACGAAGUGUUAGGUGUUGAUCCUGAUGCCACCCAAAAUGAAAUAAAAAAGAUGUACCAAGCUUUAGUCUUGAAGUACCAUCCGGAUAAAUAUGAUGUGGCAAACAUUACAUGCACAAGCGAUGAAGCUAAGGAUUAUUUUUACCUUAUUGACAAAGCAUGGAAGACAUUGAAUGAUCCCAAGUCUCGCAUUGAAUAUGAUGAAAUGUUGAGAGAUGAGAAGUUAGACCAAGACUUCCCAGUUAAUGCAGAAGUUAAACUUUCCGAAAUGGAAUUUGAUGAAGAAUAUGAGCAUUACACAUGGCCUUGUCGCUGCAGUGGUUCAUACGAAUUUACGAAUGAAAAUUUAUACAAGGAAGAGAAUAUCAUUUGCUGUACAACAUGUUCUUUGACAAUUAGAGUACUACACAACUCUCAACAACAGGAAUGAAAAGUAGCAUUGGUUCUGACCA